Molecule: messenger RNA, 2960 nt
Organism: Sciurus carolinensis (gray squirrel)
Lineage: Eukaryota; Metazoa; Chordata; Mammalia; Rodentia; Sciuridae
Gene: Adam8
Product: ADAM metallopeptidase domain 8
Exons: 24
Coding region: 37-2814 (925 amino acids)
Biological process (GO): proteolysis; inflammatory response; regulation of cell-cell adhesion
Molecular function (GO): cell adhesion molecule binding; metalloendopeptidase activity
Source: RefSeq, a predicted model, not a curated record
UUAAUUUGUGGACAAUUAUGGGGAGACCAGCAAGAGAUGAAGGGGUACCAGGAAGCCACGGGAAGGGGACUUGGUCCGCCGUCUGCCCUGGAGGCCCUCCCCAGGUGCAUGUGCCCCGCCCCGCUGCCGUGCGAUUGGCCAGGCUGGUCCCCAGACGGGGCAUGUAGGCUGGAGCCGCGGAGCUCGCGGUUCAGUCCUGCGAAGACCCUCCAGACCACACCAGACCCAGACGCCACCAUGGGGGGCCUUGGGCUCUGGCUGCUGUGUUCAGUGUGGCCCCAGGCGAUUGCACUCACCCCAUCCUUGCCACCCGUGGAUCAGUACGAGGUGGUGUGGCCCCAGCGCCUGCCUGGACCCCGCACCCGCCGAGCCCUGCCUUCCCACAGGGGCCUGUACCCUGAGAGUGUGAGCUAUGUCCUUGGGGCCGGAGGACACACCUUCACCCUGCACCUGCGGAAGAACAGGGACCUGCUGGGCACGGACUACACAGAGACCUACUCAGCUGCCAAUGGCUCUGAGGUGACAGAGCAGCGUCGUGGGCAGGACCACUGCCUCUACCAGGGCCAUGUGGAGGGUCACCAGGGCUCCGCUGCCAGCCUCAGCACCUGUGCUGGCCUCAGGGGCUUCUUCCGGGUGGGCUCUGCCAUCCACCUGAUCGAGCCUCUAGAUGGAGGAGGUGAGGAAGGGCAGCAUGCAGUGUACCAGGCCAGGCACCUGCAGCAGAAGGUCGGGACCUGUGGGGUCAGUGAUGCCAGCCUGGACAACCUUCUGGGGCCUCGGGUCUCUGCAGCCUUCAGGCCUCAGCCCCGGAACUGGCCCCUGUCCCGAGACACCCGCUAUGUGGAGCUGUAUGUGGUCACAGACAGCAAAGAGUUCCAGCAGCUGGGGAGCAGAGAGGCCGUGCGCAGUCGGGUGCUAGAGGUGGUGAACCACGUGGACAAGCUUUAUCAGGAGCUCAAUUUCCGUGUGGUGUUAGUGGGUCUGGAGAUCUGGAGCAGGGACAAGGUCCCCAUCAGCCCCCAUGCCAAUGUCACCCUGGAGAACUUCCUCUCCUGGCGGGCACAGGACCUGAUGGUGCGACACCCCCAUGACAAUGUGCAGCUCAUCACGGGAGUCGACUUCACUGGGACCACCGUGGGACUGGCUCGGGUGUCUGCCCUGUGCUCCCAGGCCUCUGGGGCCGUGAACCAGGACCACAGCAAGAACCCCAUUGGCGUGGCGUCCACCAUGGCCCAUGAGUUGGGCCACAACCUGGGCAUGGACCACGACGAGAACGUCCAGGGCUGCUACUGCCCUGUGCCCCAGGAGGGUGGCGGCUGCAUCAUGGCGGCCAGUGUUGGCUCCAAGUUCCCCAGGAUGUUCAGCAGGUGCAGCAGGGCUGACCUGGAGAUGUUCCUGGAGAAACCCCAGACGGGCUGUCUGGCCAAUGCCCCUGACCCUGCCCGGCUGGUGGGUGGCCCCGUGUGUGGGAACCUGUUUGUGGAGCGUGGGGAGCAGUGCGACUGCGGCACCCCCCAGGGCUGCCAGAACCAUUGCUGCAAUGCCACGACGUGCCAGCUGGCUGAGGGGGCCCAAUGUGCCCACGGCGCCUGCUGCCAUGAGUGCAGGGUGAGGCCAGCUGGUGAGCUGUGCCGCCCCCGGAAGGACCAGUGUGACCUGGAGGAGUUCUGCGAUGGCCAGGGUCCGGCGUGCCCAGAGGACGUCUUCCAGGAGAACGGCACGCCCUGCCCAGGGGGCUACUGCUUUGAUGGGAGCUGCCCCACACUGGCCCAGCGGUGCCAGGAACUAUGGGGGCCAGGUGCGCAGGUUGCCGCAGACACCUGCUUCUCCUUCAGCAUCUCUCCAGGCUGCAGAGACAGGACCACCUCCAGCAUGCGCAGGGCCAACAGAUGUGGCAUCCUGUACUGUGCAGGAGGGCGGAAGCCCCCAGAGCGCAGCUCCUGUACACUCACCUCCUCCUCGCACACUUGCCAAGCUCUGCGUAUGGACAGCGAGACCUCUGCCUACGAGCCUGUGCCUGCGGGCACCAGGUGUGAGGAGGGGAAGGUGAGCUGGGCAGUCAGACCCCGCGGGCAGCCCAGCACGUGUCCCACAGGCCCUCCACCCUCAUGUCAGCUGGCACAGCAUAUUUGCUGGGAAGGGCGCUGCCAAGACCUCCAGGUGUACAGAUCCGAGAACUGCUCCGCCCAGUGCCACAACCAUGGGGUGUGCAACCACAAGAGGCAGUGCCACUGCCGUGCGGGCUGGGCCCCGCCCUACUGUGCACAGCUGCUGGCAGGUGUGCAUGCAGCAUCUGGGAGCCUCCUGGUCAGUGUGCUGGUGCCGCUGGUGCUCCUGGUGGCUGUGGUAGCCUCCCUGGCAGGCAUCAUCAUGUACCGCAAGGCCUGGAGCCGUGUCCCCAGGAGGAGCGUGGCACCCAAGACCGCCAUGGGGCUCUCCAACCCCCUGUUCCAGGAGGCAGGCAGCAGCGGGCCACCCAAGGGCAGGGCUCCUGGGCCCCCAGAGCUGGCAUCUACCACACACCCCAGACAGCCUGUCAGAGCCACUGUGGCCCCAAAGAGGCUGCCCCCUGCUCCUCCUGCCAUGUCCAGUGCACCCUUUCCAGUCCCCGUCUACACCCCGCAGGCAGCAGACCAGUUCAGACCUGCUCCGCCCACCAAGCCCCUUCCAAAGCAGAAACCCAAGCAGCCUGUCAAGCCAACCUCUGCACCCCCAUUGCCACCUGUCAAGCCCAGUGCUGGAGGGACCACACCUGGAAUGCCUCAGGGGGUCAAGGGCCCCAAGGUCGCGCUGAAGCCCCCGGUCCGGAGGUGACAAGGGUGCCCGCCCAGCGUCCAGUCACUGCACACUUCCGGAGAGAACGCCCGGAGGAGAGGCACUCGGGAACCGUGCGCUCGUCCCGGGCUGACCGCCUGGGCCCCCGCGGGCCUGGCUGGAGGCUCCGCUCCUCCGCGCGGACC